AGCUGUCAAACCGGGAUCCUGGAGAUUGUAAUCAGAGAGUGAGAUUCCCUGGCUGGGCAGCAAGAUGGGCCCACUGAGGAUCUGCGGACUCCUUUGCCUCUGCGUCCAUCUCUCGGCUUCAGCCUCAGAGGAGGAAAAAGAUCCGAGCUAUUGGAACAGGAGAGCCCGGCAGACGCUGGAAUCUGCACUCAAGUUGACUCCAAUGACGCAUCGAGCAAAGAACCUCAUUCUUUUCCUGGGGGACGGCAUGGGAGUCCCGACCAUCACCGCAGCCCGCAUCUAUAAGGGCCAAAUGGCAGGAGGCUCCGGGGAGGAGGCUAUGCUGGCGAUGGAGAAAUUCCCCUACGUUGCCCUGUCCAAGACCUACAACGUUGACCGGCAGGUGGCAGACAGCGCUGGGACGGGCACCGCCUACCUGUGUGGGGUGAAGGCCAAUGCCAAGACUGUGGGCGUGUCCGCUGCUGCCAUCCACGAGCAGUGCAACACCACAUUUGGCAACGAGGUGCAUUCCAUUCUGCAUCGGGCAAAGUUAGCAGGGAAGUCCGUGGGGAUUGUGACCACCACCCGGGUCCAGCACGCCUCUCCAGCGGCGUCCUACGCCCACUCCGUUAACCGGGAGUGGUAUGCCGAUGACGACUUGCCGAACGAUGCCAUUGAGCAGGGCUGCAAAGAUAUGGCUUACCAGCUGGUCCAUAACACAGACAUCAAUGUGAUUCUGGGAGGGGGCCGGAAAUACAUGACUCCACGGGGCACCCCUGAUCCCGAAUACCCGAACGACACCAGCCUGGAAGGGACGCGGAAGGAUAACCUGAACCUCAUUGAAAUGUGGCUGAAUUCCAAGGAGGGUGCCCAUUACGUCUGGAAUAAGACGAGCCUCGAAGCUGUGGAUGAAAACUCCACCGAUUAUCUCCUGGGUCUCUUUUCGUCCAAGGACAUGGCGUACGAGCUGAACCGGAACAAUGCCACGGACCCUUCCAUCGUGGAGAUGACCGAGGCGGCCAUUCGCAUCUUGCGCAAAAAUCCCAACGGCUUCUUCCUCUUUGUGGAAGGAGCCAACAUCGAUUUCGGACACCACGAUGGCAUCGCGAAGGUGGCUCUAACUGAAGCCGUGAUGUUCGACCAAGCCAUCCGGAGACUAGGGGAGCUCACCAGCGAAGAGGACACGCUCUCGGUGGUGACCGCUGACCACUCUCACGUUUUCAGCUUCGGGGGCUACACCUUGAGGGGCACUUCCAUCUUUGGGUUGGCCCCUAAACUGGCAUCGGACAAGAAGACCUACACGUCUAUCGUGUACGGGAACGGGCCUGGCUACCAGAUCAGCAAUCAGAUUCGCCCGAACGUGAGUGCCAAAACAAGUGAGAGCGACAGCUACCAUCAGCAAGCAGCGGUGCCCCUCGAUUCAGAAACCCACGGCGGUGAGGACGUGGUCAUCUUAGCCAAGGGCCCCAUGGCGCACCUCUUCCACGGGGUGCAGGAGCAGACGCACGUGGCGCACGUGAUGGCCUUCGCCGCCUGUCUGGAGCCUUACACGGGAUGCACGCUGCCCAGUACCAACUCUGCCAACCGAGUCAACCCCACGCUUCUGGGCCUUCUCCUGGUGGCCUUGAUCUUUUGGGACUGCUGA
Messenger RNA from Sphaerodactylus townsendi, 1624 nucleotides. RefSeq names its product alkaline phosphatase, intestinal (gene ALPI). Gene Ontology annotation, cellular component: plasma membrane. NCBI's taxonomy places the organism in Eukaryota, Metazoa, Chordata, Lepidosauria, Squamata, Sphaerodactylidae. Gene Ontology annotation, molecular function: alkaline phosphatase activity. The record is from RefSeq and is a predicted model, not a curated record. The coding region runs from base 65 to 1624 and encodes 519 amino acids. The transcript is spliced from 12 exons. Gene Ontology annotation, biological process: dephosphorylation.